GGAGAGAGAGAGAGAGAGAGAGAGAGCGGCUCUUCAGCAGCAUCGUCUCGUAUCUGGCAGAUCUGAGACAAGCCAGCACCCGCCCUGUGGAAUCAGCAUCUCAGCGCACGGACCUGACAAGUGCGCCUCCCCCUCCUAACGCUGCCUGACAGACCAUCGUUGCAGGCUUCGCCUCCGGCAGUUUGUUUCUUAAGAGGCCAGCUCCAAGCCCCAGAUCCGCACAUUCUGCUCUCACGUCGUGCGGGGAAUCACCCGCAGAGCCGCGCCGGGGACCUCUCACGCUCCAUCUCGCUUGGCGCUUGCGCGUAAAGGCACCGGGCAUCAGUCGAGGGCCAGACGCGCACGGUGUGGAUAUUUGAUUGUUGCUGUGCCCGCUCGGGUUUCCAGCAUCGGCCGCGGGGACACUGCGCGCAACGCACCUGUGGAUGCAGCACACGCCCCUGAUGCUCGGACUCGAACCUGUGGAAAAGAGAGGAUUCGUCACGUUCACUUGAUCCCGCUGCGCUCCGUGUAUUUGGAGGAGAGACGCCAUGCUGCUGAGCGUGUCCCUCCUGGUGCUGCCCCUGCUGAGCGUGACCGUGAGCGGCGGCGGCGCGUCCUACGUGCCGUGCGAGCCGUGCGACCAGAAGGCCCAGUCCAUGUGCCCCCCGGUGCCGCUGGGCUGUCAGCUGGUGAAGGAGCCCGGCUGCGGCUGCUGCCUGACGUGCGCGCUCGAGGAGGGCCAGCCGUGCGGCGUGUACACCGGGCCGUGCACGCGCGGGCUCCGCUGCCUGCCCAAGAACGGCGAGGAGAAGCCGCUGCACGCGCUCCUGCACGGCCGGGGCGUGUGCCGGAACGAGAAGUUGUACAAACUACUGCACCCGUCGAAAGACGAAGGUCACGGCGACGCCCUGCUCCCCGUCCCCGAGUCGGUGCUUCCCCAGACCAAGGUGCCCUUAUAUGGCAGGGACCACAUCAGCAGUCGGAAGGCCCAGGCCAUGAAGCAGGCCAAGGACCGCAAGAAGCAGCUGGCCCGGCUGGGGCCCGCCAGCAAACUGGACUUCUCCCCGCUAAGCCUGGAUAAACUGGACCCCGAGUUCGGUCCCUGCAGGAGAAGACUGGAUAAUCUCAUUCAGAGCAUGAAGGACACGUCUCGGGUCCUGGCGCUGUCUCUCUACAUCCCCAACUGUGACAAGAAGGGCUUCUUCAAGCGCAAACAGUGUAAACCCUCCCGCGGUCGGAAAAGGGGGAUCUGCUGGUGCGUCGACCGGUUCGGUGUGAAGAUCCCCGGCAUCAACUACGCCGGAGGAGACCUGCAGUGCAAAGACCUGGACAGCGGCAGCAGCAACAGCAACGAAUGAGCCGGCGCUCCGAACCUCUGCUAAGAACCUGCCAAUCAAGCUCGCACACGUGACGACUGCCAGUCCGGAGAAUCAGACACAGACGCUCACGUGUGGUCAGGUGUGACGGACUGCGUUGAUUUACUUUAUGUUCUGAGGGGAGACACACUGAGGCUGCACACGUCCCCGACUGUGUACUAUUCUCUUUAUAUCCAUAGGUCAUAGAGAAGUAUAUAUAUUUGUAUGAUAUAGAUACCGUGUUGUGUACUGAGUCUGUCAUAUGUUGCUAAAUUUUGAAAUCACGAGACAAGACAUAUUUUUAAAUGUGGCUGAGAAUCAAGUCGGACACUUGGGAGACAAAGUUUUAUUGAGUGUUUGAGGUGUUAAUGACGAGGGGAGAUUCACACACAUGUUUUCUGAUGUUUAACUCACCCCCCUGUCACCGAGCGCCGGCCUGGAGGUGUCUGCACGAUUCAUUCAGGAGCCUGUUGGGUUUUAUAUCUGUUCUGUGGGACGGAUCAGCUGACAGUGACAGGAACAUGGGCCUGUUUUCACUGAGCCAAAUCAGACCAGUUUGACUUCUACGGGAUAAUCCCAGUUGCUUUCUUGCAGAGAGACGUACAGUUUGUACUGGUUAUAUUAACAGAGCCGGGGGGCGGUAACUUCCUCUGCACAUCGUUCCCACCAAAUAAAUACAAGACAAACCAAUAGAGGUCCAGCUUCGAAUCAAAUCUAAAAUCCCGCUCUCUUCUGUCCUCUGAUGUAUGGAGACGUGGUGUUGUUCCAGCGACAGAUGAAGUUGUCCACCGUCCCCCAGUGAAGCAUCUUGAAACGUGUCUGUCGGAUUGAAUCCUUCAUAUCAGCAGAUUUACUGUACUGUGACCGCUUCCAUAUUUAAAAGGCCUUUUUUUUUUCGAGUCCUGAAAACUGCGUCCGCUGUUUGUAAAUGUACUGACAGUGUGUGUCUGUGUGUGUCUGUGUGUGCUCCUGAGUGUGUGUGUGUGUGUGUGUGCUGUACGUGCCAUGCCCUAAUAGUUCUCAACUUGAAAAAGCUCUGGUUUCAUUUCUCAGCAUUUCCCUUCCACACAAAUCAUAUGCAAAGGCCCCGUGUCGUGGGUGUGUGCGCUCGCUGGGUCGCCGCCGCCGCCACGCAGGCAAACGGCCCCUUGCUCUCAGGGUUCGCCGGGUCCUUUUCAAAUCCUGCGAAGAGCAAGGUCGCCGAGGUCGUAUGUAAAUUCAAGUGCCUUCUGCCCCACGCCACUUUGAAUUUGGAUUUGCAUGUGGGAACGCUCCAGCACCGACAGAGGAAAACCACGUCAGGUGGCGUGAAAGAUACUUUAGACUGGUUUGGUUUUCAGACGAAGACGAUGAGUCGCACGUCGACAGAGGACGAAGAUCUCUAGACUCUUUGUUAGUUGGGUCGAUAACUCGUAUAAUCUCCUGAUGUUGUGACAGAGGCUCCGGAUAAAGCUCCUCUCUCAAGCUGUAAACAUGUUAAACACGGUGAUCGUUUCAGAAUCUGUUUUAAAAAAAAGAUAAAUGUGAACAUUAUGGUGAAAUAUUUAUCAGGCGUGUAAUUGAUGUACUCUGUUUUUGUAAUAACAAAUCACUAUUUAAAUAAAGUUCCUGUACUCACUAAA
Messenger RNA from Hippoglossus stenolepis (Pacific halibut), 2959 nucleotides. RefSeq names its product insulin-like growth factor binding protein 5a (gene igfbp5a). The transcript has 4 exons. Gene Ontology annotation, biological process: regulation of insulin-like growth factor receptor signaling pathway. Gene Ontology annotation, cellular component: extracellular region. The coding region runs from base 531 to 1340 and encodes 269 amino acids. The record is from RefSeq and is a predicted model, not a curated record. Gene Ontology annotation, molecular function: insulin-like growth factor I binding; insulin-like growth factor II binding; fibronectin binding. NCBI's taxonomy places the organism in Eukaryota, Metazoa, Chordata, Actinopteri, Pleuronectiformes, Pleuronectidae.